Molecule: messenger RNA, 783 nt
Organism: Alternaria rosae
Lineage: Eukaryota; Fungi; Ascomycota; Dothideomycetes; Pleosporales; Pleosporaceae
Exons: 3
Coding region: 1-783 (260 amino acids)
Source: RefSeq, a predicted model, not a curated record
AUGCCAAUGAUGCCCAAAACGGACCGCCUGCAAGCUCUGCUUGACUUUACUCGCCAGGCCAAUGAGGUCGAGCAACAUCGCGUCUCGCUCGAGACCUUCCUCGCUGAUCUUCAGCAAGAACGUAAAGACCUCGAUGAGGCACAGCUGAAGCAGAUUCAGCUUACCAUCUACCAAACGCUCCUGAGUCUAUUCGAGACCAAUGAUUCGAUCUCGAAGACCACUCAAACCUCCACAAAGACAGCGUCAUGUGCGAUGCAGACCGACGCGGCGACAGACUCCCUUUGGGAUCUAUUGCCUAAAGCUCGUGACGAAGCCUACGAGCGUGGACUUGACGCCGGAAAAGACGCCGGACACAUCCAAGGAAUCCAGGAGGGCCGCAGCGCCGGUAUGACAGAAGGCCUGGCUAUCGGGUUCAAGCAGGGCCAAAUGGAGGGCUUGAAUACAGGGUUGGAGCAGAGCAAGGAAGUCGACAUGCAACGCAGCAUCGAGAUGGAAAGAAAACUCAGCUAUGCUGAUGGCCUCGCUGAGCGCCUGAGACAAGCCAAAGAGAAGAUGAAGAAGCUGGACGAAGAAGACACCAGCAGGCAUAUGUCACAGGCACAGGCGACUCGAGAGAAAAUCAUGGCGAAGCUACCUUCAAGGUUGCCCGCAAUUGUCCCCAGGGAGGAGAACGAAGAAGAAGUCAAACCCAAGCACAAGCCCAAGCCUAAGCCUAAGCUCAAGCCGACGACCAAUGGUGUCGAUCCAUUUGCAUCGCUUUUCAAUCUGGCGCGCAAGAAGUAG